This is a messenger RNA of Scutellospora calospora, 379 nucleotides long. NCBI's taxonomy places the organism in Eukaryota, Fungi, Glomeromycota, Glomeromycetes, Diversisporales, Gigasporaceae. The record is from the annotation of a GenBank genome assembly.
AGUAGUUUGAUUCCUAUAUUGGGUAAUCCUAAUUCCAAAAAACGUUUUCAAUUAUAUAUUGAAUAUGUACAAGGUAAAGAAAAAUUUCUUAUUGAAAAGUCUAACAGGAAUAAAAAAACUCUUGAAGAAUUACUUGAAAAACAUAAAUCAGAAUUUGAAGAAUAUAAUAAACGUAUAGAUGAUUGCAAGAAGAAAAAAAAAGAGAUUGAAAAUUUAUUGUUGAUACAACAUAAUAGUUUUAUUCUUGAAUACAAAUUUUUACAAAGAUUAAAAGAUAAGAACGAGAUAGAAAAACAAAUAAGUUAUAUGUAUGAUGAAUACAAUACUUUUUUACGAGGAAAUAAUUUGAUUAAUUUUAAUAAUAUUAAAGCAGAGACGA